Oxyura jamaicensis (ruddy duck) is the source of this 782-nucleotide messenger RNA. RefSeq names its product gap junction delta-2 protein-like. Lineage: Eukaryota; Metazoa; Chordata; Aves; Anseriformes; Anatidae. The annotation marks the transcript as partial. The record is from RefSeq and is a predicted model, not a curated record. Gene Ontology annotation, biological process: cell communication. The transcript has a single exon. Gene Ontology annotation, cellular component: connexin complex.
GAUCCUGCUGACGGUGGUGGUGAUCUUCCGCAUCCUGAUCGUGGCCAUCGUGGGCGAGACGGUGUACGAGGACGAGCAGACCAUGUUCACCUGCAACACCCUGCAGCCCGGCUGCCGCCAGGCGUGCUACGACCAGGCCUUCCCCAUCUCCCACAUCCGCUACUGGGUCUUCCAGAUCAUCCUGGUGUGCACGCCCAGCCUCUGCUUCAUCACCUACUCCGUGCACCGGGCGGCCAAGCGCCGCGAGCGCCGCCGCUCCUUCCCCCUCCGCCCUCUCCCCGAGCCGCCGGCGCCCGCCGAGGAGGCCAAGGAGCCGCCGCCGAGCGCGGCCCCGCGGGGCUCCAAGGCCGGGGGGCGGCUGGAGGGGGGGGUCUCGCGCUUCUACGUGCUGCAGGUGGCCUUCCGCAACGCGCUGGAGAUGGGCUUCUUGGCCGGCCAGUAUUUCCUCUACGGUUUCCGCGUGCCGGCCAGCUUCGAGUGCGACCGCUACCCCUGCGUCAAGGAGGUGGAGUGCUACGUGUCGAGGCCCACCGAGAAGAGCGUCUUCCUCGCCUUCAUGUUCGCCGUCAGCGGCGUCUGCGUCCUGCUCAACCUGGCCGAGCUCAACCACCUGGGCUGGCGCGAGGUGCGCCGGGCGGCCGCGCGGGGGGCGAGGCGGCGCCGCGAGACCCCCGGGACGGGCCGAGGAAAGAAGGACGGGGAGGGAGCCCCCGCGGCUCCCCCCGGACGGACGCAGUCCAGCGAGUCGGCCUACGUCUGAGACCCCCCCCCCCCCCCAAAAA